Molecule: messenger RNA, 1248 nt
Organism: Trichoderma aggressivum f. europaeum
Lineage: Eukaryota; Fungi; Ascomycota; Sordariomycetes; Hypocreales; Hypocreaceae
Exons: 5
Coding region: 1-1248 (415 amino acids)
Source: RefSeq, a predicted model, not a curated record
AUGCCUGCUGUGAAACGAUCUGCUCCUAAGCAGGAGGCCGGCGGCACGCGCCGGCGAUCUGGCCGCUUAUCUAGCACACAGCUGAAGAGCGCCUAUUUUGAAGGUUCAAGCGACGACGAGGAAGAAGAGAAGGUUCUUUCUGGACGCAAGAAGCGCGUAACUCAACCAAAGAAGCGAUCUAGACACGCAGAGAGCGAAUCCGAAGGAGAGCAGUUCAAAGAAGACUCGGAAGAGGAAGCAGAAGUACAGCCGAAAAAGAGAUCCCGCGGACGUCCUGCUAAGAAAGCCAAAGAGGAAUCUGAAGAGGAUCAGUACAAUGAUGUGCCUGAAGACGAAGACAACAAGGACGAUGAGGAUGAUGAAGAGGAUGAUGACGGGCCGAGAAAGGUCGAGAUUAUCCCAUUGGAGAAGAUGAGAGAUACGGGAGGUGUGGAGUACGAGGACCACAAGGUGCACAAAAACACUAUGCUGUUUCUCAGGGACUUGAAGGCGAACAACAAGAGGCCGUGGCUUAAGGCACAUGAUGGAGAGUACAGGAGAGCGUUGAAGGAUUGGCAGUCGUUUGUCGAAACGACAACGCAGACGCUUAUUGAAGUCGACGAGACCAUCCCCGAGUUGCCCGCCAAGGACGUCAUAUUUCGCAUCCACCGCGAUAUUCGCUUCAGCAAAGAUCCCACCCCGUACAAGCCUCACUUUUCCGCCGCGUGGUCUCGCACGGGCCGCAAAGGUCCUUACGCAGUGUAUUACAUCCACUGCGAGCCCAAGUCUGCCUUCAUCGGUGGCGGCCUCUGGCAUCCGGAGGCGGCAUACCUGACGAAGCUGCGGCAGAGCAUCGACGAGAGGCCGCAGAGGUGGCGCCGAGCCUUUGAUGACCCGCUCUUCAAGAAGGAGUUUUUCCCUUCAGUCAAGGCCAAAGAUGGAGUCGAGGGCGUGGUUAAAGCCUUUGUGGCGAAGAAUCAAGAGAAUGCACUGAAAAAGAAGCCAAUGGGCUACGAGGUCACGCAUCGUGAUAUAGAGCUCCUUAAGCUUCGAAACUACACCGUCGGGACCAAGAUUGACGACGAACUGCUAAGCAGUGACGAUGCGCAAGCAAAACUCAAGGACGUGCUGAGAGGCCUGUCUGGUUUUGUUACUUUUCUUAACAGCAUUGUUAUGCCUGAUCCUAAUCUCGAUGACGAUGAGAGUGACGAUGAAGACGGCGAGGACGGCGAGGAGCAGCAUAGUGAUGAUGAAGAGGACGAAGAAUAA